CGCAUUAUUCGGUAACCAGCAGUCCAAUUCUACAACUUGCCCUUGAGGCAAUCAAUCACAGAACUAAUGUUGCAUCUGUCGGCUUGACAGUUCUAGUUUCUCAAUUUUAUGUUUCCUGGAAAAUUUUGUGUAUGUGUAUUUAUUUUUAUUUGUAACUCUUAAAGAAAAUUUAUUCACUUAUUAGUUAAAUAAGUUGUGCUAAUGAAUCGAUCAAUAUUGAAAGUAAGAUCUUAAUUAUAUUGAUUUAUAUUUUCCAGGGUUAUAGUUAAACAUCGAGAAUGGCUGCAGAACAAGUAGUCGAUGGUACCUUGAGUAAAUCAACGACAAUUGGAGAAGCAGAUACAGGCGGUAUUGAAUAUGGUCUUCCUCUUCAGGAAGUUUACAAACUGGCCUUCAAUUUUUACAAGGAAAAAGAAGGCAAAGCUUUCCACUUUAGCUACGAGGAUAAAUUACAAUUAGUAGCAUUUUCACAGCAAGUUCUGCACGGUCCAUAUGCAGAAGCAAUUCACAAACUUCCAGCUUUAGGCACUCUAGAUGUUGUUGGUAGAGAUAGACGAAUAGCAUGGCAAAAGUUGGGACAACUUUCUGCUGAUCAGGCUCGAAGAGGGUUUGUUGAGCUACUUAGUAGAAGGUGUCACUUGUUUUUUACGUACAUUGAAGCACAUAGGAGAGAGAAGAAAGAGCAGGAAAGAAGAAUCAAAGAUGAAGAAUCAAGAAAGUUGAUCGAAGCUCAGGAGAAACUAAAGAAAGAGGAGGAAGAGAAGUAUUUGCAAGAACAAUUAUAUAAACAAGAAGCUAUAAAACGACAGAUCCAGCAAGCUUUAAAUGAGCAGACAUACAAUCAGUUCAGAAAGUAUGCAGAACAGCAAUAUCCAGGUAAUAAUUUGAAGAUUCAGAAUGGUUUCCACACAUUCAACUGCAUUGAUAUAUAGUUUAUUCA
Messenger RNA from Acanthoscelides obtectus, 940 nucleotides. NCBI's taxonomy places the organism in Eukaryota, Metazoa, Arthropoda, Insecta, Coleoptera, Chrysomelidae. The record is from the annotation of a GenBank genome assembly.